Molecule: messenger RNA, 2028 nt
Organism: Penicillium angulare
Lineage: Eukaryota; Fungi; Ascomycota; Eurotiomycetes; Eurotiales; Aspergillaceae
Exons: 5
Coding region: 1-2028 (675 amino acids)
Molecular function (GO): oxidoreductase activity
Source: RefSeq, a predicted model, not a curated record
AUGAGAGCUGUACACGAGACUCUGAAAGCUAAAGGAGUGGUUCAAUUGGCCUUGGGAUUCAGCGAUGAAAAAAGCAUCUAUCUGCAGACACUUAUUAACAACCUUAACAAAAGCCAUGGUCAUGGUCUUCCGAUAACCCAUAGUGCUGAAUGCGGCUGGUUUUGGGAUGUUCGGCCCUCUCCGUCGAGCUUCCAAAGCCAUGGACACCAAGCCCGCUCAGAGACAAUGUCUCGGUUUGAUUGGCAUACCGACUGCAGCUAUGAGGAGUGUCCGCCGCGAUACUUUGCUCUUCAAGUCAUUCAACCGGAUCGCUGCGGGGGUGGAACGUUGUCUGUACUAAACGUCGAUCGACUCCUCGCCUUACUCUCCCCUUUCGCACAGAAAUGGCUCUCCAGCAAUAACUACAAGAUCACUGUCCCUCCUGAAUUUGUUAAGGAAGUGGGAGAGCAGUAUAUUUCUGGCAACCUGCUCGCAGUAAAACCGGAGGGAGAAAGUGGUAGUCAAUUGCGGUUCCGGGAUGAUAUCACUAUACCUUUGACUCCAAACGCUGCUAAGGCGCUGGACGAACUCAAGGAGAUCCUGUAUGGGAAUGGAGCCGAGGAAUGGACCAUUCAUCUAGAGCCCAAGAGCCUUCCUCAGGGGUCAAUAAUCUUGACGGAUAAUCGACGUUGGCUGCAUUCUCGGAAUGAAGUGAAAGACCCCAACCGACAUCUCCGACGUCACGUCUGCCUUCCAGGUGCUGUGGGCUUUGAAUCUGUGUCAGAAAGGCCAGAUGCCGACCUAUUGGAUAAGGCCCGCGACACUUAUACCUCAAGACUGAAAAGAUGUUCUUCCUCUUGGCCUGUUGGAUCGUUAGAUGCAUCAUCUCCUCAUCCCGUAUUGAUUACUCAACGGCAUCAUGAGGAGUUGCACGAAUUGCAUCUGGCCUUGAGUUUGGCAAUUAAAGACAUCAUUGAGCGAUGGUGGACGGAUGAGCAGGCCCGGUUUCCCCAGCGGAUGCCGUUAGAACCCGAAGAGGAAGAUUUAUUGCGUCAUACUGAUGAUGUAUCCCUACGAAAGUGGAUCCACUCGAACCCGUGCCUAUUCCGACCGUGGAAUGAGAGACAGGGAUCCUGGCGACCGGAUUUCUUAGUGGAAAUUGACGAAGCCGGUAUGGAGGUAUUCCGCAUCUGCGAAAUAAAUGCGAGAUUCUGCUGGAAUGGCUUUAUGCACGGCGGCUUUGGCCAAGACUCACUUUCGGAGUUUAAUCUUGAGUCUCGGGGUCUGAUGCACGCCGCCGAUGCAGAAUCAAUUCUCGGGGGGUUAUUCGAACUAUUCGACAACAACCUUCCCUUGCAUCUGGUCAAAGGAGAGGAACAUGGAAUCGACAUCUUCAUGUUUAUCGAAUUCGCCAAGAAAAGGCUUGGUAUUAAGCCUCGACUCAUAACUCCGGAAAGCCUCCGAAUCAUCCCUGACUUAUCUAAGGAUGCCGGAUUCAAAUUGUACUGUCUCGCCCAAGCAGGUUCCGUUGACACUAUCACUACCGAUUCCGGCGAACUGGUGGAAGAGGUCCAUCAAAUUGGCCUCGAACUUCAUCAACGGGAAAUCAAUGCCCUUGACCCGGAGAUGAAACGCCUGAUCAGCGUUCGGUGCUUUAAUGACAUGCGAACAAUUCUGCUUGCCCACGACAAGAGGAUGCUUGGCCUUAUACAGGAAGAACUGGAGACUCUGGUCUCUAGAAACAUCAUCACCUCCAGACAAGCUGAAUGCCUCCACCGAGGCAUAACACCUACCAUCCUGCCGGGUUCCAUGGCUCUUAAUCGGUUCAUCAACUCUUGUAGAGAGUCAGAAAUCCUCCAAAAAGAAUACAUCCUGAAGCCAAUAAGAGGGGGAAAGGGAGCCGGUAUUCUUUUUGGUGAUGAAGUCAGCUAUUCUACCUGGCUAGCACUGCUUGAGCAGAUGCGAUGUCCGAAACUGGAAGUAGGCAAGACCGUCGAUGCCAUAUGGUUGGGACCUAUCAUGCAACCAACGGAGAAUACCUUGGACUAG